AUGGAGUAUAUAUCUCCAGAAGAUACAGGCCUUGCCACAGGCACGAGAAUAUUAUGUUGUCAAUGCGCUGUGCCGAUAGAAGCAAACCCUUCUAAUAUGUGUGUAGCUUGUUUAAGAGCUCAUAUAGAUAUAACAGAUGGCAUUCCAAAACAAGCUAAUCUCUUUUUUUGUAGAGGUUGUGAAAGAUAUCUACAGCCACCAGCUGAGUGGGUAGUGUGUGCAUUGGAAUCAAGAGAACUUUUAGCUCUUUGCCUUAAAAGAUUAAAAGGUUUAAGUAGAGUAAAACUCAUUGAUGCUGGCUUUGCUUGGACCGAACCCCAUUCUAAGAGAAUAAAGGUCAAAUUGACAGUCCAAGGGGAAGUUAUGGGGGGGAGCUGUGUUACAACAAACAUUUGUUGUUGA
Molecule: messenger RNA, 402 nt
Organism: Leptosia nina
Lineage: Eukaryota; Metazoa; Arthropoda; Insecta; Lepidoptera; Pieridae
Source: the annotation of a GenBank genome assembly